AUGUCGCUGGACAUUCGAGUCAAGAAGGCCGAUCGCAUCUACCAUGAAGGCGAACUCGUUGCUGGCGUCGUUGUUGUGACGAGCAAGGGCGAGAUGGCGCACAACGGGAUGACGCUUGCGCUCGACGGCUGGGUCAACCUGCAGCUCUCGUCCAAGUCGUUCCCGCUCAAGCCAAAGCCCGGGCAGUCCUUGUACGAGACCUACCACGGUGUUUUCGUCAACAUCCAGUACAACCUGAAGGCCGACAUGAAGCGUUCCAUGCUGAACAAGGACUUGAGCAAGACGCUCGAGUUCUUGGUGGAGAACAAGCCAGACACAGAGAAGCGCACGGACGUUCGCGUGGAUUUCAACAUCUCGCCAGACACACUGGACAAUGUGCGACAGAAGGACCGUGUAUCGCCAUUCAAAAUCUCUGGCUCGCUCAACACGGCAACCUGCUCCAUCGUUAAGCCAUUCCUGGGUCAAUUUGUGGUAGAGUCCUCCACCAUCGACAUUAAAUCCAUCGAGUUGCAGCUGCUGCGCGUUGAGACUUGCGGAUGCGCGGAAGGCUAUGCCAAAGAUGCGACCGAAAUUCAAAACAUUCAAAUCGCGGACGGCGAUGUUUGCAGGGGUCAAGCCAUUCCCGUCCACAUGAUCUUCCCUCGCCUGUUCACCUGCCCAACGCUUGCCACCAAGAAUUUCAAGAUUGAGUUUGAGGUGAACAUUGUCGUCGUGUUCCAAGACGGCCAUCUUGUGACCGAGAAUUUCCCCAUCAAGUUGAUCCGCGACGCAUGA
Messenger RNA from Capsaspora owczarzaki ATCC 30864, 774 nucleotides. Its product is annotated as down syndrome critical region protein 3. The coding region runs from base 1 to 774 and encodes 257 amino acids. Gene Ontology annotation, biological process: intracellular protein transport. The transcript is spliced from 5 exons. The record is from RefSeq and is a predicted model, not a curated record. Gene Ontology annotation, cellular component: endosome. NCBI's taxonomy places the organism in Eukaryota, Filasterea, Ministeriida, Capsasporidae.